This is a messenger RNA of Dichotomopilus funicola, 1173 nucleotides long. RefSeq lists its product as uncharacterized. The transcript has 3 exons. The record is from RefSeq and is a predicted model, not a curated record. Lineage: Eukaryota; Fungi; Ascomycota; Sordariomycetes; Sordariales; Chaetomiaceae. The coding region runs from base 1 to 1173 and encodes 390 amino acids.
AUGGCUCCCAUCGCGCAAGCUGUAACGGUCUCAUUGCAAGACCUACAGAAUGGCACUGUAGCCUCGGAGACGCUUUAUGAAGCCUUUGGGCCCGACUCGCUAGGCAUUCUUGUCGUCAAGGAUGUUCCGCCUCAGUUUGCCGGGCUUAGGAACCAUGUGCUCUCCUACUCGUCGUACCUAGGGAACCUACCCGUCUCAGAGCUCAACAAGCUCGAGAAUGAGAAGGCCAAGUACUUGACCGGCUGGUCACGCGGGAAGGAGACGCUCAAGAACGGUCAAGUCGACACGCUCAAGGGGUCCUUCUACGCCAACUGUGCCUUCUACGUCGACCCUGCACUCUCGUGCGCGGCGCCAACCGAGCAAUUCAACACGGACAACUUCCCCGAGUACCUGUCGCCCAACAUUUGGCCGGACGAGGUGACGCUGCCCGGGUUCAAGGAGUCGUUCGAGGACCUCUGCCGGCUGAUCAUCGACACGGCCGUGCUGGUGGCGCGGGCGUGCGACCGCUUUGCCGAAACCGAGAUCGCAGGCUACCCGGGCGGCUACCUAGAGCGUGUCGUGAAGACAUCGACGACCACCAAGGCCCGGCUGCUGCACUACUUCCCCGAGGACCCAACCAACCAGCCGGCCCCCGUAGCCAUGUCCGACGCCGCCGCCAACACCAACGACCCGGAUGAAGACGACUGGUGCGCUACCCACCUCGACCACGGCUGUCUGACGGGGCUGACCUCGGCCAUGUUUGUCGAUGAGUCCCGCGCCGGGUCCAACCCGCUGGUGGCAUCACCGGAAAUCGAACCCAAGGACCAGCCGUCGUCAUCCGCCAAGGGCUCCAACUCGCAUCUCAUCCCACUAGACGAGCUUGAUGCGUCGCCGGACCCGGCCGCGGGCCUGUACAUCAAAUCACGCACGGGGCAAACGGUGCAUGUGCGCAUUCCGCGCGACUGCAUCGCGUUCCAGACCGGCGAGGCCCUGGAGCGCAUCACCGGCGGCAAGUUCAAGGCGGUGCCGCACUUUGUGCGCGGGGCCCGCGCUGCGUUGAGUGAGGGCCGGAUCGCCCGCAACACGCUGGCUGUCUUUACUCAGCCGAACUUGGGUGAGGAGGUUGAUAUGGAGCAGCAUAUCACUUUUGGCGAGUUUGCGAGGGGUAUCGUGGCGAAGAAUACCGUGUCGUGA